GGCACCCACUAACACUUACCUCGAAACAUACGAGCACAUAUAAACCUAUUAAUACUUAUAUAUCUCCGUCUAUGGACAACAACCAUACCGAAAAAAUGGAGCAUCAUCAAACAACUCAAAAGCAGAAAAUAAAGAGGAAGAGCAAAGGCACCAAUAAGACCAAGUUCGUUGGUGUCAGACAAAGGCCUUCAGGGAAAUGGGUGGCAGAGAUCAAAGACACCACUCAAAAGAUACGUAUGUGGCUCGGAACCUUUGAGACCGCAGAAGAAGCUGCUCGAGCCUACGACGAAGCUGCCUGUCUCCUACGUGGCUCCAACACUCGCACCAAUUUCGCAAACCAUUUCCCAAACAACUCACAACUGUCUUUGAAGAUCAGAAACCUCCUUCACCAGAAGCAGAGCCUGAAACAUCAACAACAACAACAACAAAACAAACCAGCCUCUUCUUUUGUAGAACACAACAUCAAUUACACUUUGCCUGCUACUUGUCCCACCGCCAACACCACUACCACACUGAUGCCGCUCAAUAACGUGUACCGCCCUGAUUUAUCAGCCAUAUUACAACCAGAAGCCGACAGUGUCCAGCUUCCUUACUCUUGGCCACUUGUCUCUGAACUCAACCAUCAGGUUCCUUUGGCUAAUUACAGAGUGGAAGAAGCACAUGGACAUCUCAACGAUCAUAACACAACCGAUCAACAUUCUGGUCUAGCUGACAUCGAAAGACAGAUAUCUGCAUCUCUAUAUGCAAUGAAUGGAGCUACCACUUACUACGACAACAUGCAUUCAGAGUAUCCAAUAUUCGAUCCGACCGAUCCCAUUUGGGAUCUCCCUUCACUCUCUCAGCUCUUCUGCCCUACAUGAUCACAUCUAACAUUCUCUUUUCAAUUCAUGCAAGUGUGGACCCAUGAAUGUAAAAGUAGAACACAUCUCUACAGAGUCCUAUUGUAACUAAAGAAAAAAAUGGACGAUUAAGAAGAUGACAAAGAUUGAUAAUGAACUCUGGAACACUCAAUGGUCACUUUACCAAUGAACUGAACCAAAAUAAACACAAGACGGUGGAGAAUGUGCAACGUAAAUUGUACAGGAUUAAAAAAAAAGAAACAUGUAAUCAACAAGAAUCACAAGUAGAAACAUAAAUUUUGAAAAAAACUUUUUGGUUGCACAUCAUUCA
This is a messenger RNA of Brassica oleracea var. oleracea, 1170 nucleotides long. RefSeq names its product ethylene-responsive transcription factor RAP2-11. Gene Ontology annotation, biological process: regulation of DNA-templated transcription. The transcript has a single exon. Gene Ontology annotation, molecular function: DNA binding; DNA-binding transcription factor activity. The record is from RefSeq and is a predicted model, not a curated record. NCBI's taxonomy places the organism in Eukaryota, Viridiplantae, Streptophyta, Magnoliopsida, Brassicales, Brassicaceae. The coding region runs from base 72 to 860 and encodes 262 amino acids.